AUGACUCGAAUCAGCGAAUGGCGCGGGCUCCCCGUCUCCCUUAAUGAACUGUGCCUGGCAACCACCCUUCGCUGCGGGCAGUCCUUUCGCUGGCGACAAUGCGACGACCAGACCUGGGCCUGUACACUUCGUGGUCGCAUUGUCCAACUUUCCCAACCCGACAAAUUGCACAUCCAGUAUCGCUCGAUAUGGCCCGCAUCUGCGACCGCUACACCGUCCUUUGAGGCGCCUCUGACGCCACCCUCGUCCGUCCCACCGACCACCGUCUCAGACGAGGACUGCAACAGUGCCGCAACUGAGGGCGAUGACGAUACGAGAUGCCUGAUCCAGCACUACCUCAACCUGGAGCCGAAUCUCGAAGCCCUUUACGCCCAAUGGUCUGCGUCAGACGCCAACUUUCGCAAGAAGGCGCCCAAAUUUACGGGGGUGAGGAUACUGCGGCAGGAUGCAUGGGAGGCCUUGAUGGUGGACAAGCUGUGCACCCACUACGGAACCUACAUUGGCACGCUGGAGGGUCGACCAUACCACGACUUCCCAGCGCCAAAAUCGUUGACGGGCAAGAACGUCGAGAGCCACUUGAGGGAGCUGGGGUUCGGCUACCGUGCAAAAUACAUAUAUCAGACCGCGAAAAUGAUCGCCGAGGAUCGAGAAUCCGGCUGGCUCGACACUCUUCGCAACCCCGAGUCUCCUGCAUACCGCACCACCAAGCCGUUCCCUGCCGGCGAAAUGAAACCUGAAGGUCGUGACGGCUAUCGUGCCGCACAUGAGAAACUCCUCGAGUUACAAGGCGUGGGCCCUAAAGUGGCCGAUUGUAUUGCGCAGAGAGACUACAAGUUGGGAAAGGGGAGGAAUAGUAGUAUGACCAAGGGGACAUACGAUGCGGUGGCGAACCAUUUUCGGAAGAUAUGGGGUAAGGAAGCAGGGUGGGCGCAUAGCGUGUUGUUCACGGCAGACUUGAGGACGUUUGCUGAGAAACUCACAACCAAGGUGGAAGUCAAAGUCGAGAAAGGGGAAGGAGAGGAAGGGGAAAAGGGAAGUGAAGGGCAGUCGAAGGUUGUAAGGAAAAGGACUGCACAACGAGUAUCCCUUAAGCGGGGGCCUGAGCAAGACGGGUUCAAGACCGAAAUGAAGGUUGAAGAAGAGGUAACGACAACUUUAAGUGAAAGGGUCAAGCGGCGACGACGGUGUCGAGAUGUCGAAACACGGGUGUUGAUCACGGACUACCCAAUGGGGACCGUGACCAAGGAUGUUUCAGUGGCACGUGUGAACGUGAGCGCGUGUGCAAAGCACCAGCGCAAGAUGGCUCGGCGCUCGGAAUACUCAUCCAAGUCCGACGGCUUCGAAGCAUGGGGUUCCCUGGCUGAUGACGACUUGUGUUCCAACAACCGAAGUGUACAGUCCCUGAUUUUUGCUACACUCUGGUUCUUCUCGCACAUUGUCCGUUUCGAUCGUUUGAUGCUAUCGAUUGAUCGCGCACGAGAGGAGAUGGAAACGUUGCUCAAUGUCACUCUGCACGGAGGACGGAAUCAAGCUGAAGCACAGGUCAAAUCAAAUCGUGGCUUAUGA
This is a messenger RNA of Fonsecaea nubica, 1566 nucleotides long. RefSeq lists its product as hypothetical. The coding region runs from base 1 to 1566 and encodes 521 amino acids. Gene Ontology annotation, cellular component: nucleus. The transcript has 5 exons. Gene Ontology annotation, molecular function: damaged DNA binding; 8-oxo-7,8-dihydroguanine DNA N-glycosylase activity. The record is from RefSeq and is a predicted model, not a curated record. Gene Ontology annotation, biological process: base-excision repair, AP site formation; base-excision repair; nucleotide-excision repair. NCBI's taxonomy places the organism in Eukaryota, Fungi, Ascomycota, Eurotiomycetes, Chaetothyriales, Herpotrichiellaceae.